UACUGGUGGCUGCACGAGCGGCUGAACAUUGUCAGGAACAUGGCGGCUUCCAGGCAGGCAUGAGAGGGGAUACUUCUUAACGGAUUCGGAUGAACCUGGGCUAUUAUUUCAAAAACAGACCACCGAAACAGUUCCUCGGAUACUACAACACGAAUCUUUAAAGGACAUGACGUCCACCGGUUCCGCUGUGCCUGGCACCACCGGAGCUCCGUUGCAGCCGCGAUGGAAGCGGGUUCAGGGAUGGUCCGGGCCGGUCCCCCGGCCGAGACACGGACACAGAGCCGUAGCCAUCAAGGAGCUCAUGGUCGUUUUCGGCGGAGGAAACGAAGGCAUCGUUGACGAGUUGCACGUUUAUAAUACAGCAACAAACCAGUGGUUCAUACCAGCUGUUCGUGGAGAGAUUCCUCCAGGCUGUGCAGCUUAUGGUUUUGUAUGUGAUGGCACUCGUCUAUUAGCUUUUGGUGGAAUGGUGGAAUAUGGAAAGUACAGCAAUGACCUUUAUGAGUUACAGGCAAGCAGAUGGGAAUGGAAAAAAUUGAAACCAAAAGCCCCUAAAAGUGGAGCACCACCAUGCCCUCGCCUGGGCCACAGUUUUUCUCUUGUGGGCAACAAGUGUUAUCUUUUUGGAGGGCUUGCCAAUGACAGCGAAGACCCCAAGAACAACAUUCCCAGAUAUUUGAAUGACCUUUAUACCCUUGAGCUGCGUCCGGGCUCCAACACUGUGGGCUGGGAUAUACCGGUCACAUAUGGUGUACUGCCUCCGCCAAGAGAGAGCCACACUGCUGUAGUUUAUACUGAAAAAGCUACUAAGAAGUCCCGUCUUGUUAUAUACGGAGGAAUGAGUGGUUGCCGUUUGGGAGAUCUUUGGACUUUAGAUAUUGAUACACUGACCUGGAACAAGCCUGCAAUAAGCGGCGUAGCUCCCCUUCCCCGUAGCCUCCACUCAGCCACCACGAUUACAAACAAAAUGUAUGUUUUUGGUGGCUGGGUUCCUUUGGUGAUGGAUGAUGUGAAGGUGGCCACGCAUGAGAAGGAAUGGAAGUGUACAAACACACUGGCCUGCCUGAACUUGGACACCUUGUCUUGGGAGACUGUUUUGAUGGACACUUUGGAGGACAACAUACCCCGUGCACGAGCAGGACAUUGUGCUGUUGGUAUUAACAACAGACUUUAUGUUUGGAGUGGACGGGAUGGGUACCGCAAAGCUUGGAACAAUCAGGUGUGCUGCAAAGAUCUCUGGUACCUGGAGACCGAGCGACCUAAUCCCCCUUCACGGGUACAGCUUGUCCGGGCCAACACAAAUUCUUUAGAGGUUAGCUGGGGAGCAGUGUCUACAGCAGACAUGUACCUGCUUCAGCUUCAGAAAUAUGAUAUCCCAGCAGCCACUGCUGCCACAUCCCCAUCCCUCAACGCUGUUCCCUCCCUCCCUGGAAAUUCGCCUAAGAGUCCAGCGCCUGCCGCAGCUGCACCGUCUGCUCAGAGUCUGCCGCAAAGUGGCUUCACCCUCGUGCCCCAGGCGGCUUCUCCCACAGCCUCAGUCCUGCCCAGCACACCUGCAAGUCCUGUGGCUGCCUCAACCGCACGGGGCCCAGCUAUUCUGAAAGUUGCAGCCCCUCAGUCGGGCACCGGGACGUCGUAUGUCACUGUUCGGCAGGCCAGCCAGGCCGGAAAAUCCCCAGUCACUAUGACAUCACUUCCUGCAGGUGUUCGCAUGGUAGUGCCAGCACAGACCACUCAAGGAACGCCCAUUGGCAGCAGCCCUCAGAUGAGUGGAAUGGCAGCUUUGGCCGCAGCUGCUGCAGCCACACAGAAAAUCCCUCCUUCUCCUGGAGCUACUCUUCUCAAUGUGCCGGCGGGGGCCACGAUUGUUAAAACGGUGGCUGUGACACCUGGGUCCACCACUCUCCCCAACACCGUUAAAGUGGGAUCACCUGUCAUGGUAAGCAACCCUGCCACUCGUAUGCUGAAGACUGCGGCUGCACAGGUGGGCACUCCGACAGUGUCCAGUCCCACCACAGCUGCUCGGCCCAUCAUCACCGUGCACAAGUCUGGCACAGUAACCGUAGCCCAGCAGGCUCAGGUUGUGACCACGAUGGUGGGUGGAGUCACCAAGACCAUCACUCUUGUUAAGAGCCCACUUUCCAUGGGAGGAAACCUGAUUUCCAGCUUGGGCAAGGUGAUGUCAGUGGUACAGACCAAACCAGUGCAGACAUCUGCUGUGACUGGACAGGCCUCCUCCAACCCAGUGACUCAAAUUAUACAGACAAAGGGUCCCCUCCCACCCGGCACCAUUCUGAAACUGGUAACGUCUGCGGAUGGAAAGCCAACCACCAUAAUCACCACCAGUCAAGCAGGUGGCACCGGAAACAAACCCACUAUCUUGGGUAUCAGUGGGAUGUCCCCCACAAGCACCAAACCAGGCACCACCACUAUUUUCAAAACGAUCCCCAUGUCUGCUCUACAGCAGGGAGCUGCAGGCCUGACUAGUAGUACAGGGGUGAAGAGCCCAAUUACCAUCAUCACCUCAAAGAUGAUGACAUCUGGAACAGGAACUCCUGGCAAAAUCAUUACAGCAGUGCCUAAGAUUGGUACAGCAGCUGGCCAGCAAGGCCUAACACAGGUUGUUCUGAAGGGAGCUCCUGGUCAGCCUGGAACCAUCCUUCGCACUUUGCCGAUGGGAGGAAUGCGACUCGUGUCUCCAGUAUCUGGGGUCAAGCCAACUGUAACCACGCUGGUUGUCAAGGGAACAACCGGUGUAACAACACUUGGCACAGUCACAGGAACUGUUUCUACCAGCUUAGCUGGAGGAAGCUUAGCCAGUGCCAAUGCCACCCUGGCAACUCCCGUCACCACUCUGGGCACGAUUGCCACCCUCUCAAACCAGGUCAUUACUGCUACCGCUGUGUCAGCUGCCCAAAGCAACCUGAACACUGUCACCUCCACCAUGCAGCCCACCCAGGUGACUCUCAUAACUACACCCAGUGGUGUGGAGGCUCAGCCGGUCCAAGAUCUGCCUGUUUCCAUCCUGGCCUCUCCCACCUCUGAGCAGCCCACCUCUACUGAGUCUGGUGCAGGCGAUGCUUCUGGAAAUGUUACUUUAGUGUGCUCCAACCCACCCUGUGAGACCCACGAGACGGGCACCACCAACACGGCCACCACAGCAACAGCAAAUAUGGGCACUGGACCAGCUGGCACAGUACAGAGAGUGUGCUCCAACCCGCCCUGCGAAACGCAUGAAACGGGUACAACAAACACCGCCACAACAGCAUCUGCCAACAUGGGCGCUGUACAGAGGGUCUGCUCCAACCCACCCUGUGAGACCCACGAGACAGGCACCACCAACACCGCAACCACAGCAUCUUCAAAUAUGGGCACUGCUCCUGCUGGCACUGUACAGAGGGUCUGCUCCAACCCACCCUGUGAGACCCACGAAACGGGCACCACCAACACCUCAACAACAGCGUCAUCUAACAUGGGCGGAAAUCAAACCGGAACAGUGCAAAAGGUCUGCUCCAACCCACCCUGUGAGACCCACGAAACGGGCACCACCAACACCUCAACAACAGCGUCAUCUAACAUGGGCGGAAAUCAAACCGGAACGGUGCAAAAGGUCUGCUCCAACCCACCCUGUGAGACCCAUGAAACAGGCACCACCAACACCUCAACAACAGCGUCAUCUAACAUGGGCGGAAAUCAAACAGGAACGGUGCAAAAAGUCUGCUCGAACCCACCCUGUGAGACCCAUGAAACAGGCACCACCAACACAGCAACCACUGCUACCUGCAGUAUGGAGACUGAUGAGGGAACAGCCCAACAGAGUGAUGAAGUAUCAGAAUCUACGACUAGUACAGAAGGCCUGCCUUCCACUGCAGCUUCCCAGAGCAGAGCCAUUACCAUAGUCACACAGGCCACACCUCUACCAGGACCAGCUGUUCCGUCUAUCUCUUCAAUCACGGAGUCGUCCUCAGAGGCCGGAGCUGAGCCGGUUGUUAUGGAGAGUUCGGAAGCAGAGUCUUUGCAGACAGAAGGCCAGGCUGAAGCGGAGGCAGUCUCCAUGCAGGCAGAGUUCCAGACAGAGUCGGGGGAAGUGGCUAUGCCCAGUGACUUCCAGGCAGAGGCAGCGGCCUUGCCGAGUGACUUCCAGGGAGAAGCCAUAGCAGUAGCCAUGCAGGCAGAGAGCCAGGCGGAGGAAGGGGCAGUGCCCAUGGAGCAUGACGCUUCUAGCAUGGCAGAGGGAGGAACAGCUCAGGAGCAACUACCUACAGCAGAGAUGGAGGGCGUAGAAGCGGUGUCAGCAUCACAGGCCGAGGCGCUGGCCUUGCCACCAGAGCUGAUGUCAGAUGGGCAACCCACAACACUGAUGGUGACUGGUCUGACCCCAGAGGAGCUGGCCGUCACGGCAGCCGCAGAGGCAGCGGCCCAGGCUGCAGCGACAGAGGAGGCCCAGGCCCUCGCCAUUCAGGCUGUACUGCAAGCAGCACAGCAGGCUGUUAUGAGCUCAGGUGAUGCUGGAGGAGACAACCAGCAGACCCACACCAUACCCAUCGUUCUGACCCAGCAGGAACUAGCAGCUUUGGUUCAGCAGCAACAGCAGCUCCAGGCAGCCCAGCAAGCUGCUGCCCAGGCCGCACUGCCCACAGAGGGCUUGGCUCCGGCUGACAGCCUAAAUGAUCCCUCCUCAGAAAGCAAUGGACACAAUGAGGUCGCCGCCGCUGCCACAAGUACAGUAGUGGGACUGCUGCCCAGCACCUCGGCAGAGAGUAUGUGUGAAGCCUUGGCUCCAUCCUGUACAUUAGCACCUGCAGUAGUUGCAAGUCCAGCUAAAAUGCAGGCAGCUGCAGCUCUGACUGAAGUGGCCAAUGGUAUUGUGGCUGUGAAACAAAACCCUCCCACUGUUACAGUCAAACCUCAAGUGAAAAAAGAAAACCAGUGGCAUGAUGUUGGCAUUGUCAAAGUCACCAACAUGGUUGUAACGCAUUUCUACAUGCCUGCAGAUGACGCCGCUUAUGUUGAGGAUGAUUCUGGCACAAUACCUGACUACAGCCAGAUGAAGAAGGUGGACCUUCAGCCCGGGACGGCCUAUAAAUUCCGUGUGGCGGGUAUAAACACAUGUGGCCGUGGAGCCUUUUCGGAAAUAUCUGCUUUCAAGACCUGUUUGCCGGGUUUCCCAGGGGCACCAUGUGCCAUAAAGAUCAGCAAGAGUCCAGACGGUGCUCAUCUUACAUGGGAGCCUCCAUCCGUGACAUCAGGAAAGAUCACCGAGUAUUCUGUGUAUUUGGCCAUCCAGAGCAGCCAGACCACCGAGGUGAAACCCUCGGCCCCGGCCCAGCUUGCCUUCAUGCGCGUUUACUGUGGGCCAAACCCCUCAUGCCUGGUCCAGUCCUCCAUCUUGUCCAACGCCCAUAUAGACUAUACCACCAAACCCGCCAUCAUUUUCCGCAUCGCGGCACGCAACGAGAAAGGUUACGGCCCGGCUACACAAGUGCGAUGGCUGCAAGAGUCUAACAAAGAUGGCCUUUCUGCAAAGCCUGCCCCAAAAAGAGCAGUUUCUUCACCAGAUACGAAAGGGAUUGGUCAGAAGAAAGCAAGAAUGGACCAAUGAGCUCCUCUCCGUUCAUCCUCCAAGACCAGAAAGACUUACACUAUUCCUAAUGCUCCAUUCGGAUCCAACACAUCUUCAACUGUAACCAUCCAUCACAAACAGCACAAAAUCAACAAGGAAAUAGUGUUAAAGAAUACAGUUACUAGGGAAAUCGUUUUUUUCUUGUUAGUAGUGUGAAUGGAGAAAAGCACAUUGCAUAUUUUUGGGUAUUUUUCAACAUACUUGGAGUGGGAGGUGAAAAAAGCUUUUUCCAUUGUAGAGUCUUCCUUUCCUGCUCUCCCCCAUUACUUUCAAUACACGUAUCUUGCCUGAGUAAAUUCAAAUGCCAGUUUUAAGAUAUUCGUAUCGGUUGAUCUGUCAGCUGGGCUCAAUUGAAGAUGCUCUCUUUUCUGUGAUGGACUUGAGUGUGAAGUUUUAGUUCACGGUAAAUGUGUGGACACGAUUCUGAUCGGAGAUGAGUGAUGUAAUUUUCAUGGGAGGGGAAAAAAACGGAAAUGGGGUGGAAAACAAAAACAAACCAAGCACUUGUCCUCAGACAAGAGGGGAUAUUUUUCACUUGAAUGGCUCGGUGAAAUAAGAUCUGCAUAAGGAAUUGUUCUGGACUCCAGCCUCCUGGUGAAGUCUGAGCUCUUUUGCAUUAAGCAGAAAUCGAGCAGAACUGCAGAUAAAGACGUGGCCAUGGAAGUACAUUACCGGCAGGACAGAGACUUUGCUAGAACUGAGAUUUGCCAUAAAAAAAAGAAAGAAAAUUGAAAAAAAAAAAAAAAAAAACGGAAAAAAUGCAAAACUUCACAAAAAAUUUGCAAGCGAUGAUGGAGAAGAUCUUUUGUGUAGUUUAUUUUUGUAUUUUUAAAGCUUUUCUCCUGUGUGUCGUUUAUGUCUGUGUGCUUUUUUUUUUUUUUUAACUCACUACUUUUAUUUUUUGGUUUGUUUUUGUUUUAAAAAUUGCUGGCCAUCCCCAUUGGUUAAGGGGUUUGUGGGACGAAGGGCUUUUGGAUGGGCCGUUCUCAUGUCAAGUACUUUUACAAAAGGAAAGACCUUGUAUUUGUGCUCAAGUUGAGUGGUAAUGCAACUGAAAAGGAUGUAAACAUCUGAAGGGCUUUUACUUUGUUUACUGCAUAUUUCUAAGCUUGAUUCCACUCGGUGUUUGUGUAUGCCAAACCUUGAGAUGUAAAAAUCAUAAAACAUUGUUUAACCUUUUUUUUUUUUAUUCCUCAACUUAUCAAGACGCCUUUUAUUAGUAAACACUCUUUUUUUUCCCUUCCACUGGCUUUUCCUCUUAACUUUUUCACAACAUAUUCUUUGUCAAAUUUUCUCUGCUCUAGAUUGUGAAGGAAGUUGUCCAUGUGAAGAUGAAUUUCUACUUUUUUCCCCCUCCUUUGAUUAUCUGAGAGGUAUGCAAACUAAAUGUUCAGUGUAUACCUGUGUCUCCAUGUGGGUGAGGAUGGCUUUACUCACUCUUGGUGAAAGUUCAGUUUCAGCUGUAAUAUAGUUCAUUCAUAAUGCAAGAAGAUGAUACCCUGGCCUUUUAUAUAUUUACCUGUACAACGUUUUUACAUGUUGGUCAUCUCCUGAUUGCCUUUUUUGUCUUGACUUAUAAAAGAAAAGGAAAUAUAUAAA
Messenger RNA from Carassius auratus (goldfish), 7222 nucleotides. RefSeq names its product host cell factor 1-like. Gene Ontology annotation, biological process: regulation of DNA-templated transcription; chromatin remodeling. Gene Ontology annotation, cellular component: histone methyltransferase complex. The record is from RefSeq and is a predicted model, not a curated record. NCBI's taxonomy places the organism in Eukaryota, Metazoa, Chordata, Actinopteri, Cypriniformes, Cyprinidae. Gene Ontology annotation, molecular function: protein binding; transcription coactivator activity. The transcript has 28 exons. The coding region runs from base 167 to 5602 and encodes 1811 amino acids.